CCUACAGUUGGAUUUUGUCUGUGUACAUAUAGUAAAAUGAAGAAUCUUACGGUAUGUUUAGAAAACCCUUCAUACAAUAAAGACUUGAAGUAAAACCUACGUUAAUGAAUUGUAUCUGCGUGUGGGAAUUAGGAACAAGGUGUUUUGGUAAAGGAAGAAUCCUAACACGAACCCAUCACUGGCACGCUUGCUAGUUGAUUCUGGAUCCAAAAAGCGGUGCCUGCCCACUGUGUUGUUGUGAAGACGGAAGUGAUAGGAGGACUUCCCUCUGGCAAAUAAUUCAUUCCUUUUUGGUAACAGUUAAAGGAAUAGCUACACCGCCGCCUGCCCAGAUAUGACUACUGCGUACAGAAACAGGAUACAGGAAUUCAAAGAAACCUUGAGUGAAGAAAGCAUUAACUUGAAGACACUGAGGGAGCUGUGCUUCAAUGGAAUCCCAUUUGAAGGAGGCAUACGAGCGCUUUGCUGGAAAAUCCUUCUUAAUUAUCUGCCCCUCGACCAGACGUUAUGGGAGUCUUUCCUCAAAAAGCAGAGGGAGGUGUACUCCCAGUUCCUAAAAGAAAUGAUCAUCCAGCCUGGUAUUGCCAAAGCCAACUUGGGCCUUUUCAGAGAAGAUGUGACUAUGGAGGACCAUCCUCUAAAUCCAAACCCGGACAGUAGGUGGAAUAACUAUUUCAAAGAUAAUGAAAUUCUACUACAAAUUGACAAGGAUGUAAGGCGGCUGUAUCCAGACAUGGCGUUCUUCCAGCGUCCUACAGAUUACCCUUGCCAGCUUAUCUUGGACCCUCAGAAUGAUUAUGAGACGCUGCGUCGACGAGUCGAACAAACCACCCUGAAAGCACAAACUGUAAACCGCAACCGCAGUGGAGUCACCAAUGUCAGCUCCCCUGGAAAGGCAUUUAACUUGUAUCCAUCUAAUGAGUACGAAGUGCUGCCCAAUGGGAGCGAAGCACACUGGGAGGUGGUGGAGCGAAUCCUCUUCAUCUAUGCCAAACUCAACCCUGGGAUUGCCUACGUACAGGGUAUGAAUGAGAUUGUUGGGCCAAUUUACUACACCUUUGCUACGGACCCAAACAACCAAUGGAAAGAGCACGCUGAAGCGGAUACAUUCUUCUGUUUCACCAACCUGAUGUCUGAGAACAGAGACAACUUCAUCAAGAGCCUGGAUGACUCUCAGUGCGGCAUCACGUACAAGAUGGAGAGCGUGUACUCAAUGCUCAAAGACAAAGACCUGGAGCUCUAUUUAAAGCUGGAAGAGCAGAACAUCAAACCGCAGUAUUUCACAUUCCGCUGGCUUACAUUGUUGCUAUCUCAGGAGUUCCUCCUGCCAGACGUCAUCCGCAUCUGGGACACCUUGUUUUCUGACCAGGACAGAUUCCACUUCCUCAUCCUGGUCUGCUGCGCCAUGCUCAUACUCAUCAGAGAUAACAUACUGGCAGGAGACUUCACAGUCAACAUGAGAUCACUGCAGGAUUACCCUAUCUCAGAUGUCCACACCAUCCUGAUCAAGGCCAAAGAUCUGCAGGACAACUCCUAACCUGUUCACUGUUUUUCCUCCUGCCUUUUCGGCUCAGAUGUGGUAGGUGAGAGUGUAAACAGUACAAAACAUUGUCACGUCAAACAUGUCCCGUGGAAGGACUUGAUCGAUGAAGAGCUUGGACAGAAAAACCCAGCAAACUGCAUUUUACUCGAUGUCUGACGAUUGCUCAGUGGUGGUCUGCUGUGAAACCUUUUGAGGACAUGUUGAAACUAUUCAUUUCUUGAAGAGAAGAUGCCACUUGCUUUUUGAUGCACAAUGGG
Etheostoma cragini (Arkansas darter) is the source of this 1800-nucleotide messenger RNA. It is a transcript of the gene tbc1d13, whose product is annotated as TBC1 domain family, member 13. Gene Ontology annotation, biological process: intracellular protein transport; activation of GTPase activity. Gene Ontology annotation, molecular function: GTPase activator activity. The record is from RefSeq and is a predicted model, not a curated record. NCBI's taxonomy places the organism in Eukaryota, Metazoa, Chordata, Actinopteri, Perciformes, Percidae. The coding region runs from base 335 to 1537 and encodes 400 amino acids. The transcript has 12 exons.